AUUCCUGCAUUAUUAGUGACCACCCAAAAAUACAAAUCAAGAACUCUACUUUCUGUAUGAGUGCCUAUCCAAACUUGACUAUGGUUAACUUCACCAGUGAAGGAAACAAAACGUUUGUCAGUGGAAGUGAAGAAUACUUCAAGUACUUUGUAUUGAAGAUUUCAGCAGGGAUUGAAUAUCCUGGUGAGAUUAGAUGGCCCUUGGCACUAUCUCUUUUCCUGGCUUGGGUGAUUGUAUAUGCCUCCCUUGCUAAAGGAAUCAAGUCAUCAGGAAAAGUGGUGUACUUUACAGCUACGUUCCCCUAUGUAGUUCUCAUCAUCCUUCUGAUAAGAGGAGUAACUCUACCUGGAGCGGGAGCUGGAAUCUGGUAUUUCAUCACACCAAAGUGGGAGAAGCUAAUUGAUGCUAUGGUUUGGAAGGAUGCUGCCACUCAGAUUUUCUUCUCCUUAUCUGCAGCAUGGGGAGGUCUAAUUACUCUCUCUUCUUACAACAAAUUCCAUAAUAAUUGCUACAGGGACACAUUGAUAGUCACAUGUACCAACAGUGCCACAAGUAUAUUUGCAGGCUUUGUCAUCUUCUCAGUUAUUGGCUUCAUGGCAAACGAGCUCAAAGUGAAUAUUGAAGCUGUGGCAGACCAAGGUCCUGGAAUUGCUUUCGUGGUUUACCCAGAAGCCUUAACGAGGCUUCCCCUCUCUCCGUUCUGGGCUAUCAUAUUCUUUUUGAUGCUUCUGACACUUGGAUUGGACACUAUGUUUGCCACUAUCGAGACUAUCGUGACCUCCGUUUCGGAUGAGUUCCCCAAAUACUUACGUACGCACAAGGCACUGUUCACUCUUGGGUGCUGCAUCUCCUUUUUCAUCAUGGGAUUUCCUAUGAUCACUCAGGGUGGAAUGUAUAUGUUACAGCUUGUGGACACUUACGCAGCUUCUUAUUCUCUGGUCAUCAUUGCCAUCUUCGAACUUGUUGGAGUUUCCUAUAUAUAUGGGUUGCAAAGAUUUUGUGAAGACAUAGAAAUGAUGAUUGGAUUCCAGCCAAGUAAAUUCUGGAGAGUCUGUUGGGCAUUUGUGACCCCAACUAUUUUAACA
Messenger RNA from Fulmarus glacialis (Northern fulmar), 1085 nucleotides. RefSeq names its product solute carrier family 6 (neurotransmitter transporter), member 5 (gene SLC6A5). The transcript is spliced from 9 exons. Gene Ontology annotation, cellular component: membrane. Gene Ontology annotation, molecular function: glycine:sodium symporter activity. The annotation marks the transcript as partial. The record is from RefSeq and is a predicted model, not a curated record. NCBI's taxonomy places the organism in Eukaryota, Metazoa, Chordata, Aves, Procellariiformes, Procellariidae. Gene Ontology annotation, biological process: synaptic transmission, glycinergic; sodium ion transmembrane transport; glycine import across plasma membrane.